This is a messenger RNA of Lycium barbarum (goji berry), 1124 nucleotides long. RefSeq lists its product as uncharacterized. NCBI's taxonomy places the organism in Eukaryota, Viridiplantae, Streptophyta, Magnoliopsida, Solanales, Solanaceae. The transcript is spliced from 2 exons. The coding region runs from base 271 to 972 and encodes 233 amino acids. Gene Ontology annotation, cellular component: cytoplasm; nucleus. Gene Ontology annotation, molecular function: nucleic acid binding; 3'-5' exonuclease activity. The record is from RefSeq and is a predicted model, not a curated record.
GAAUUUUUUUUUGUUUUGAAGCAACCACUAAGCAGCUGCCUAGUGGCAUUAAUCAAUCAUUUACAAUCAACACACAAAACGACAAAUCCAAAAUGGAAAUCCAACACAACACUAAAGGGAAAGUAGAUUCUCUUGGAUGCACAGAUCUAGUGGAGAAUUGCAUAAGCUCAACUUUCUUCACCCUCUGAUUUCACACUUGAAGCUCUGCUCCGCAGCUCCUCAAUCUUCAAACCCAGACAGCAUUCAGAGCGACCAACACUAAGAGUGAAAAUGUCAUUGUCAGAGCUGUUGCCCCGUCCUUGGCUCAUCGAAGCGAGCACCUUUAAUGUGAAAAUUGGCAACGACACUGUCAUCACAACAGUUGCUGAUCGUGAAACUAUUGUCAACAGUAGCAUCUCGGAACUAAAGAGGGAAUUGAAGAGGACUCCAAAUCCAUUUGUUGGAAUUGAUGUGGUAAAUAAUGGAGAUUUGUUGCUGUUUCGUGUGAAAAACCGGUGCCUAAUAAUUCAAUUUAAGCGCAUGGUGGUGUUGGAUAAACUAUCUGAUUCACCCCAGUCUCUUAAGGAGCUCCUGAAUGAUCGAACUAUUACUUUUAUAGGUCCUAGAAACAUAAGCCAGAAAUCUACAUUCUCAUAUGAUACUGGGAGCGUCUUCCGUGGAGCUCCCAUCCACAUGAAAUUAAAACUUAGUAGAAUUGUGGAUGUUGGUUAUUUGGCUAGCAAGCUUUUGAAGAAGCCGAAGCUGCUGACUAGUACACUAGAAGAGGUGAUGGCUGAAGCCAACGUUGAUAUUAAGAAGCCUGUCAUUAGUGAAGAAUCAAUACGUCCUAAUUGGGAAUCGUCUUCUGUUCUUUCGGAGGAGGAGGUCAAAUUGGCGAUGUAUGAAGUCCAUUCAUGCUAUCAAAUUGCAAGCAAGCUUACUGAUGCGACAAGCAAGCUUAAGAAACCUUUGUUCUGUAGUUGUUUUUUGUAAUGCCGUUAUCGAAACUGCUUUUAAGUCUUAGUUCUGUAAUAUCAUAUGAUAUUCUUCUUUUAAGACUUUAAACUGAAAUGAUUGUUAGUAAUUUUCUCUAUUGUAUGGACUCACAUAUUAAUAUAUUUAUACAUAGAUAUGCUAUUAUUAAA